AGGACCUCAACAUCUACUACUCGCCGGUGAUUUUGCGUGGAUCAUGACCGCGUCAGGCCUGGUGCUGCUCAUGAUUCCUGGUGUCGGCUUCUUCUAUGGCGGGCUGGCGCGCCGCAAGUCGGCCUUGGCGCUGAUCUGGCUAUUGAUGAUGUCGAUAGUGGUUGCCGGCUUCCAAUGGUUCUUCUGGGGCUUCUCGCUCGCCUUCUCCUACACGAGUAGCAACGCCUACAUUGUUAAUCUGAGCAACUUCGGUCUCCUUACUAUGCUUGCCCAACCUAAUAUCCCUGGUUCCAGAAUCCCCAACGUUCUAUUCUACUUAUACUAGGCCAUGUUCCCUGCUAUUACGUAGGCCCUAUUAGCCUACACUCUAGCUCUUUAUAUAACGGCCUCUAACUAGCUCGUUUAUGUCUAAGGUCGCUGUAAAAUACGGGCGAGGGAAAAAAAAGGCCACGGAAACAAGGUAACACAGAACACGGCUGUGUAACGGCCAUAUAUUACAAACCACUCGACUGUCAGGGUCGUCUGUCUGUAAGGGAGCACGGGCUCCACAGAAUGCUGGGGUUGGUAAUUAUGAAGAUAGAACAAAG
Lasiosphaeria miniovina is the source of this 587-nucleotide messenger RNA. RefSeq names its product ammonium transporter AmtB-like domain-containing protein. The coding region runs from base 44 to 325 and encodes 93 amino acids. NCBI's taxonomy places the organism in Eukaryota, Fungi, Ascomycota, Sordariomycetes, Sordariales, Lasiosphaeriaceae. Gene Ontology annotation, molecular function: ammonium channel activity. Gene Ontology annotation, cellular component: plasma membrane. The record is from RefSeq and is a predicted model, not a curated record. The transcript is spliced from 2 exons. Gene Ontology annotation, biological process: ammonium transmembrane transport.